GCUGCGGCGACGUUGCCCUUUUAAGAACCAGCCUCCUUUAACUCUCUCGUACCGGGGCGUCCCGGCGGGGCUUGCGGCGCCCUGCAGAAGCCCGCCUCCCUGCGCGGCACUUCCGGACCCCGGCGUCGCCCUUUUAAGAGGCAGCCCCCAGCAGCGCUCUCCCCCGCCCCCUGUUGCCCGCGCGCGAGGCGGGGGAGCCCGGCUGGAGCGGAGCGCGCUGUCCGCGCGGCCACUGGAGACUGAGCGGCCGGCGGCCGGGCAGGCGGCGGCGGCGGCGGAUGGGGACGCGGAGCCGGGCGGCUGUGGCGGCUGUGGCUGUGGCGGCGGCGGGGAAGCAGCUGACGGGCCGACGACGGCGGCGGCGCUGGCGGCGGUGACUGGUCCAGGCCCCGGUGGCGGCUGCAGCGACACGGUGGCGGGCUGCGGGCGGGCGUCGUGAGGAGCGGCGGCGGAGCGUGGAGCAGCCAGGAACCGAGGGCGCCGGGCCGCCCCUUGUCUAGUCCUCGCAGGCCGCCAGGCCCCCUCCAGCCGGGGCCGUGGAGCACCGGGGCAAAGGCCGGGGCCCCCCCAUGAAGGAGCGCGACGCGGCCCCGGCGGAGCGGGGCAAGCCGGCCACCUACACCGGGGACAAGAAGGCGAAGAUGGCGGCCAAGACCAACAAGAAGUGGGUCCGGCUCGCCACCGUGUUCGCCUACGUGCUCUCUGUGUCUCUGGCCGCCAUCGUGCUCGCCGUCUACUACAGCCUCAUCUGGCAGCCGGUGGGCGCCGGGACCUCGGGGGGAGCCGUUGGCCCGCCCCCAGGCGGCUCCAACACCACCGGCCCGUCUGGGACUUCGGCGGCGGCGGCGGCAGUGGGGCCAAACACCACGGGAUCGUCCAGCCGUGAGGCACCGCGCGACGCGCCCCCGCUGCAGGCGGCACGGCCCACGCCUCCUGAGCCCUCUGCCGACAGCCCCUUGGCCCGGCCGCUGGAGCGGCCGCGGGGGCCGGAGGAGGACGAGGAGGAAGCGGCGGCGGCGCCCGGGAGCCGCUGAACCCCUCCGCACCAGGGGCGGUGGGGAACCAUCCUCCCCAAGCCUGCAGGCUGGAUUGUGCAGCAGGACGGGGCGGAGAGCCCGCUGGAGUGACCCUCACGGGAGCGAACGCCCCUCCUCCCAGGACGAUCGCGGGCUUGUAGGGGCGAGUGGCCUACAGCUGGAUCUUCAGCCAGGGGACCGCGAUUCGUCCGGGACUCGCAGUUUGGUCUUCCCAGGCCCGUGCAGCAGCGCUGGUGCCCUGAGCCGUAGGGCGUUGGGCGUUGGGGGAAGGGGUAGGGAGAUCCCAGCCCGGAACACUUCUGCGCCGCUCACACUUGUGUAUCCUACGUGCGGGGGUCACUCGGGUUUUCCCCACAAGACUCAGGGGAAAGAGGGAGUUGUGGGGGCUCUUAAAUAAGCUGAAGCUCUCGGAAGGAGGAGGGCACCAAAAGUAGUGGAGCUCAGGUACGUCAACCUAGUUGCAGUGGCCACAAAUGCAUUUAAUUUAUAGAUCCCUGUAUAUAGUUGUUGACAUGUGCACUAGAAGCAGUAAUUACAUAGAACUAUAUGAGUAUAUAUCUAUCCUCCCACAUUCUGGAUAGCUACUGACUGUUGGGGCCAGGCAAGGGCUAUUUGCUAAGCCCCAAGUGCAGCUAGCCAGAGGGCACAGACACUUUUUUCCAUCACCCACUCUUUCCCCUGCUCCCGCUCCUAUUGCAGAAAAAAAGGUUUAUGACACAAGAGUAUAAUCAUUCUUAGACUUGUUGAAAGGAUAGUGGGAAACCUUAAGAGGAGUAGAAGCUGUGUAGGGAGGGUGGGGAGUGCACUGUUCUCUUUCCCACCCUAGUGCCCUCACUUAAGAGGUUUCCUGUUGCACCCUAAGUAUUUGGACAUGGGCCAGGGAAAAGGAAGGGAAUGAGCAGUGCCUCUGUGCUUCCAUCCUUGGCCUUCUCAUAGUUUUUUAGGAACAGCAAACUUUGUAAGUAGGUUGAGUCACAAGUGUUUUAUCUUUUUUCCCUUAAAAACUUGUCUUGUUCCAGUAAGCAUCCCUAGCCUUCCCUCUUCUAUGAGCUUGUAGAGACAGAGUAGCUCUGUGAUUAGGAUGAAAUCUGUUGUGAGCAGAGCUUUGCACGCGUCCUCCCAUUUAAAAGAUGGGCUUCAAACUCAGGAUUGUGCUCCGAGAGCCAGUUAUUAGACCAGUAGUGGGAAAGUUAAAUUGGCUUGUCUUUACCUCUCCUGAUAAACUUAUAUGCAGCCUGUACUUUUACUGAAAUGAGAAACAUCAAGGGAAAUGACAUUUGUUUAGCUCUGGGGCAGCAAGAGUGAUACAUCCUCAAUUUCAGAUUCCAUUUCCUUCUGCCACUUGCUUUUAGGCAAUUGAGUGUGAGUAGUGACGAGAUAUCAAACCCCUUAGUGUUUCCUUUUUGGGAAAUGAGGCACUUUUUUAAAACAAGACAAAAAUUUAGCCACCUGAGUCUGGAAGCAGUUUUUCUCUCCAGUUUUCUGGCCUACACUCCAGUUAGCUCUGAUCCAAGUUCACAAGAUGAACAGCCUUGCUUUAAGCCUUGUCCUGUAGGAGGCGAGAUAACAGCAGCUGCGCUGUCAUAGCCUAGGGGCAGGCUGGUAGCACCCCAAGGGUGUCUUGGCUGGAGCAGAUUUCUGAGCAGCUGACUUGACUUUGGUCAUUAGAAAGCCUCUGAGGCCUUUUAAAAUUUUUGGUGGGAGCCUAGGGGAAGAAACAUAAAAAUGCCACUUUAUAACUUCAAUAAUAGCCUGUAAUUUAUAUUUAUUGUGUGAAUUUUUAGUCCUAUAUUUUAAUAAUUUAUAAAUUGAUCUCUUAUUCCAAGAAUUCUUUGAACUUGCAGGAGAACAUCUGAGAGUCCAAUCCCCUGUCCCCAUCCCGACCCCUGCAUUUUGGACUGCUUAAUCCACUCUGGGAUGGAUCAAAGAGUCUAAAGAGACCGCUCACAGGUCCAGCUGCUGGCCUCCUGACUCUCUAAAGCCUUCACUGGAAUCGGGACAUUAGUUCCAGCUCUAGCUGUGAACAUGACCAGAGACAUUAUUUAUAAUGCAGCCAUUUAAGAUAUACCUGUACUCAAAAAGUCUUGUAUAUUUUUUAAAAGUUUUAUUUUUCAGGUGAACAAAAAUACAUUCUAAAAACUCCA
Phyllostomus discolor (pale spear-nosed bat) is the source of this 3181-nucleotide messenger RNA. It is a transcript of the gene INAFM2, whose product is annotated as InaF motif containing 2. Bases 570 to 1034 code for a protein of 154 amino acids. Lineage: Eukaryota; Metazoa; Chordata; Mammalia; Chiroptera; Phyllostomidae. The record is from RefSeq and is a predicted model, not a curated record. The transcript has a single exon.